CUCCAGAGGAUGAAGCUGAGACCACCCAAGCAGCGCCCACCAUGACCCCUGAGCCCCCCAUCAAGCCUCGCCUGGGGGAGCUGACUGUGACUGACGCCACCCCCGAUUCCCUCAGCCUGUCCUGGACGGUCCCCGAGGGCCAGUUUGACCACUUCCUGGUCCAGUACAGGAAUGGGGAUGGGCAGCCCAAGGCGGUGCGGGUGCCGGGGCACGAGGACGGGGUCACCAUCUCAGGCCUGGAGCCAGACCACAAGUACAAGAUGAACCUGUAUGGCUUCCACGGUGGCCAGCGCGUGGGUCCCAUGUCUGUCAUCGGGGUGACAGCUGCAGAGGAAGAAACUCCUGCCCCCACAGAACCCAGCACGGAGGCCCCGGAGCCCCCUGAGGAGCCGCUCCUGGGGGAGCUGACAGUGACAGGAUCCUCCCCUGACUCGCUGAGCCUCUCCUGGACCGUCCCCCAGGGCCACUUCGACUCCUUCACCGUGCAGUACAAGGACAGGGACGGGCGGCCCCAGGUGGUGCGUGUCGGGGGCGAGGAGAGCGAGGUCACCGUGGGGGGCCUGGAGCCUGGGCGCAAAUACAAGAUGCACCUGUACGGCCUCCACGAGGGGCGGCGUGUGGGCCCGGUGUCCGCUGUGGGUGUGACAG
Messenger RNA from Piliocolobus tephrosceles (Ugandan red Colobus), 648 nucleotides. Its product is annotated as tenascin-X-like. Gene Ontology annotation, molecular function: protein binding. The transcript is spliced from 2 exons. The record is from RefSeq and is a predicted model, not a curated record. The annotation marks the transcript as partial. NCBI's taxonomy places the organism in Eukaryota, Metazoa, Chordata, Mammalia, Primates, Cercopithecidae. Gene Ontology annotation, biological process: neuron projection development; regulation of cell adhesion.